Molecule: messenger RNA, 2864 nt
Organism: Melanotaenia boesemani (Boeseman's rainbowfish)
Lineage: Eukaryota; Metazoa; Chordata; Actinopteri; Atheriniformes; Melanotaeniidae
Gene: nadkb
Product: NAD kinase b
Exons: 12
Coding region: 745-2226 (493 amino acids)
Biological process (GO): NADP+ biosynthetic process; NAD+ metabolic process
Molecular function (GO): NAD+ kinase activity
Source: RefSeq, a predicted model, not a curated record
UGGUAUAAUUAAAAUUUAAUGAAGACAGAGAGAGAGCAACAGCAGGUCUGUACAUUAGAAGCUACUUCUUUGUGCUAUAAGAUGCAUAAUUAACAUCAGGUAAUUUAAAGUAGUUCAGCGGUUAGCUAAACAACACAACACAACACUUCUUGUCCAAACAGCGUAAAGGCAGGCCAUCAGGAUCACCAGCACUUUUAAAAUGAUGUUUUUUCAGUACUAUUUGUUUACUGCUCUGGUGAUAAAUGCUGCAUUAGAAUACUAGAAAAUAUAAUUAAACCCAGUAAUCAGAAACAUAAAGGAACUUACACAACUGCUCAGAUUCGGUCAGCUUCACAGUUUUAAUCCUUGUUAGUAUAUCACCAAUAAUUGAAAAAAUUUGACAACUUAGAGGCAGAGAUCGUUUUUAAGUGUAAUGAUAAACAUUUUCAUAAUUUAAGAACGUUUAUUUAUUUACUUAUUUAUUCUUUACUGUAGUUCUGUCUGUGACCUGCAGGGGCAAGUGUGGCGCUGUAGAUUAUUUGUGCAGUGGUCACACGCAGAGAAGGAGCUGCCGCUGACUGUGACGUGUGUAGAAACCGUAGAGAAACGUCCCCUCUACCCUGGUCAUGUUUCGUUUUGUAAUCUGUUGAAUUAUUUAACGUCUGUCUUUCUUUAUCUUUCUUGCGCUACGUCCUGUAGCGUCUGAACAACUUAACCACCGUGAGCCAGUGUCGAUUUGAGCUUGUUCGCUUGUUUUUGAAGAAAAUGGAGAAUUCAGAGACAAGUCAAUCAACAAGACCACUUCCAGCGCCUGAUAGAGGCAUGUUAAGACCAUCAGUCUCCUCUGAUCAGCAGUCAGAUUCAGCCAGGCCGACCAAGCACAGGGAGCACCCAUCCAAGUCGCCAAGGAGACGGCGGGACGGAAAGAGGUCGCAGCGACGGGGGGGUGGUCACGACCAGCUGCUGUGGGAGAUGGAACGGCGGAGGUUGCCAGGCCAACAUGAGCACUUGGAGACCCCCGGUUCAUCGUGCGACACAGCAGAAAGCUCUCCUAAGAGAAAAGCCCACUUUCUACAUGGACCGUAUCCAGCCACUCACUUUGGACCCAAAGCCUGUAUUCUUCCCAAUCCAACUUCUGUCAUGCACAUCCAGGAUCCUGCCAGCCAGAGGCUCACCUGGAAUAAACCUCCAGUCAACGUACUCGUCAUCAGAAAAAUUAGAGAUGAGAGUCUGGUUGAGCCUUUCAAAGAGCUCUGCAGGUUCCUAGUAGAGGAGAAGCAGAUGAUGGUGUAUGUGGAGCGCAGGGUAGCAGAUGACGCUACGCUGUCAAAGGACGAGGCCUUUGGCUCCAUCCGCAAUCAGCUCUGCACCUUCAGAGAGGGUUAUGAUGAUAUCUCUGACUGCAUCGAUCUCAUCAUCUGUCUCGGUGGCGAUGGGACUUUGCUGUAUGCAUCGUCUCUAUUCCAGGGCAGCGUCCCGCCAGUCAUGGCGUUUCACCUCGGCUCCUUGGGGUUUCUGACACCAUUCAAGUUUGAGUCAUACAAGACCGAAGUGGCCAAAGUGUUUGAGGGCAACGCAGCAAUAACACUGCGCAGCCGUCUGAAGGUGAAGGUGGUGAAGGACAUGCUUCAGAGAGCUGGACAGCAGUCCUACAGCAGAGACAUGCAGCAGCAGGUGGAGCACAAUGGACUUCUUCCUCAUGGACACACCAACAGUGAGGCUGGCAAGGUUACACUGCAGCUGCAGGUGUUGAAUGAGGUAGUUGUGGAUCGAGGCCCUUCCUCUUACCUGUCCAAUGUAGAUUUGUACCUUGACGGACGUCUUAUCACCUCAGUACAGGGAGAUGGUGUGAUUGUGUCCACACCCACAGGCAGCACAGCAUAUGCAGCUGCAGCAGGAGCCUCAAUGAUCCACCCUAAUGUCCCUGCCAUCAUGGUCACACCCAUCUGUCCACACUCACUCUCCUUCAGGCCCAUUGUUGUCCCUGCAGGAGUGGAACUCAUGAUCACCCUCUCUCCCGAUGCAAGAAACACUGCAUGGGUGUCGUUUGAUGGCAGGAGGAGACAGGAGAUCCAGCAUGGAGACUGCAUUAAGAUCACUACGUCUUGUUACCCCGUGCCGUCCAUCUGUUGUCAUGACCUGGUGUAUGACUGGUUUGAAAGUCUGGCUCAGUGUUUGCACUGGAACGUACGUAAGAGGCAGGCCCGACUCGCUGACAUCUCAGACUCAUCAGACACAGAAAACUGAAGUCCCCAAGUGUUUUUCCUCGGUCAUGUCAUUACAUUCCAGUGCAUACACACUGUAGUUUUAUCUGUAGCUUCCAAUUAAGAAUGCAUGUUUCCCACCCAGGAACGGUAGAAGUCCCAAUGAUUACAUCAUAAUGCAAAAUGACUGAGGAUGAUCACCCAGACAUUUCAUUUAUAUUCUGAAAACUUUCUUACUUAAUUACUUAACUAGCACGUUUAAAUGGAAGUGUUGUAUGUUGGCAUGAACUUAGUUAAUUUAUUGACAGGUUAAAGGUGAAAUUAAGUAGACUGAACUGUUCCUACUCAGCUCUCAAAUGUGAAAUUGUACAUAAAGGAUUCUCUUAGUUUAUUUAACGUCAUAUUUAUGUGAUAUUUAUAUAUUUUUAAAACUUGAGUUUGGAAUUGUCGUGAUAGUAAUUUAAUUAAUACUUAAUUGUUAUUGCUUAGUCAAAUACACUUGUAAGCAAUUGUUUUUGCAUCAUACAGAACCUCUGCUCUGUAGUUUUAGCUGCCUUCCAGACCGCAUUUAGGAGAAAUGAGGCAGAGAAUCACAAACCAGGUGUGCCAAUUUCAUGACUGAUAACCUGUCAGGCUGUGGCAGAGGGUAGCAAUGUUAAAAUAAAGCAUAAAUACUGUUGA